UCACUCUCUCUUUGUGCUUGAAAAAUAAGAUGAAACAAGAUUCAUUUUCAGUCAUUCACCUUAAAGCUGCAGCAGUUAUUUAGGAGGUCAAAGAUACAGAGAAUCACAUGAUGUUGAUAAGAUACUGCGACAGCACCAAGGUGCUCUCUGCAUUAAAAACAUUUACUGCGAAAAUUACUGAUGCUUUAUGCUCUCAGUAUUUACCAUAUCAGUUGCAUUAACUCCAUGUAAAUGCAUUGCUAAAAUCUUUUAUAUGCAUAAGUAAAUGAAAUUCUUGCAUCCACCUCCACUAUAAUAAACAUUUCUCAUGCACUAGGUCAUUUUCUGCAAGUGUUCAUAAUUAUUAGCUCAAGAUGGGUUCCGUAUACUAACUUGCUAUGACUUGUUUAUCAUUAGUACAAAUUUAAUCCAAAGUGAAAGUAACACUAAGAAAUACAACACCCACUUCCCUGUAAAUGUUUGGUUAUAGUGAAUGUGCCAUGUGCAGGUAUUUGGUCGGCAUAACUCAACCAUGCAGGCAAGAUCAUGGCGGCUCAUAAAUGCGCUGCAGAGCCUUGCUAUAGUCUCUCACACAAAACCAAUAAUAGAUCUUUUAUUUGAAAAUUUAAAUAUUUCUUCAUCCUCUAACUGUGUGUUAAGCGCUUACUCAUGAGGUGGAAAUUAAUUUACGGUACAACAGAGCCUGCCUGACCUGAUCUGAUGAAUAGGAUUUUUUCUUUGUAAAACGGUCAGAAAAGGAAAUAAACUGAGGAAAGAAAAAUGUUCCAGAAAAAUCUGUCAAGGUUUGAAGCUAAUAAGACAUCAACUCAGAACUGACUAUUCAUUCUGAUUUAAUUCUCUGAGGCUUUUUUAAACUAAAGAAUGGGUUUCUGCAUAAAGAAGUCUCCUGGUAAAGUCAAGCUUCUAUUCAGUAAAACAAAUCAGGGUAUCAUGAUGAAAGCAUGAUGUCAGGAAGCAGUGUGUGGACCAUGAAAAAAGAUUUCUGAACAUUUGUCUCUCGGGUUCAUCUGCUACGGGGUCCUUUACUCUACUUGCAGAAGAAAUAUCAAAGGAUUGCACAUGGCUCAAAAUGCAGCUUCCAGACAUUUAUCUGCUGAAAGAAUCAGCAGCACCAUGUUUUGCUGCCAUUCACUGGAUACUUGUUGGUUUUAAAAUUGAUGUUAAGAGGUGAACUGUCUUGUUGUUACUUAUAUACCAUACCAUAUUUAUUUAUAAAGCACCAUUUCAAAAUAGCAUGGCAGCUAACCAAAGUGCAAUCUGCGAAUCCAUCGUGAACCCGACUGCUGCUUCAGAUCUCCUGUAGAGCUGCAAAGCUGAUUGAGCCUUUGUUGUUUGGGAUUUUUAGCAGUUUAAAAGAAAAUCUGGCAGAUAUCCUGCAUGCAAAUUGUCCAUUUGCAAAAAGUUUUAGACAGUUUUCUUUAUACUUAACACUUUCUGAAUUCACAAUUUUUUCUUUGCACAUUUCAUUGUUUCACUUUUCUAGUAUUUAUCAAUUUACUAAAUUGUCACGUAUCCUUUAAAAACAAUUAGGUUGAGAAACUUUUGUUAAAAGUGAAACUACACAGAAGAACAAGUUUUAGAGGGAUAUUCCACCCAAAAGGGAAGUUUUGUCUGUUGACAUAUUUCCCUGAGUUAGAUAAGUGGUGAAGUUUAUUUUAACCAUCCCAGUCAUUCUCAUGACCGGGCAGUCCUCCUUUAGCUUUAGCUUAGCAUGAAACACAGUAAGUGAAUGGGACCAGCUAGCAUUGUGAGAAAAAAGUCCUUAAAACACUCAGUAGUGAUACUAGUUCUGCUUUUUGACCUAAAUAAUUAUGUCAGCUGCAUCUGAAAAUAAAAAGUAACACAAAGGAACACCAGGCGACAUUUUAGACUUAAUGACAAAACACAGCAAAGAUCAUCACACAGUGGCCCCAAAGACACUUACUUUCGUGAACACAUCCGACAGAGGCACAAGCUGCACAGAGAUUAUCAACACUAGUUUGAGUAAGUCACAUUUGUAAGUUGAGAAAAAGUAUCAUGGUUUGGGUUGUCAUGUCAACUGCAGAAAUUUACUGCUGUAAUUUGUCAUAAAGUUGUCCCAAGUCUAAAAUAACACCUGUAAUUUCUUUGUGUUGCUUUUUAAUUUCACAUGCAGUCAGUAUGAUUAUUUAGGUCACCAAGCAGAAUUUGUAUCACUAGUGAUUUUCUUUUCUCACAGUGCUUGUUGGUCCCAUUCACUCACUGUGUUUUAUUCAAGUUUAUUCAAUUCAAGUUUAUUUAUAUAGCGCCAAAUCACGACAAGAGUCAUCUCAAGGCACUUCACAUAAUAAGUUAAGUUAAAGGAGUAAAGGAGUAAAGCCUGGUCAAGAGAAUGACUGGGCUGGUUACAAAUAGCUUUUUCCAAUGCUAUUUAACUCUGGGAAAUAUGUUAGCAGACAAAAUUUCACUUUGGGUGGAAUAUCCCUUUAAGAUGAGCGUUAUAUAUUUUUCUUAAGUUCAAGAAACUCCAGUCCAUUUUGAGCCCAAGUUUCUUGUAAACUUCUAAAACUGAUUUAGAUCACUUCUCAUAAAACUGUUUCUUUUUCCGGUAAUUUUUACAUUUACACCAACUGGAAACGCAACCCUGCACGUGAUGAUCAUGUGACGUGCUGCAGCUAAAACAGAUCUUGUGGUAAGAAGACAUUUUACUCUGACACAGACAUGUGUAUUAGAAAAAUAUAGAAGCAUUUUGAUGUGAUGAAUGCCAGUUGUGCUCCAAGAGGGGAAGUGACCUAAUUUCCUAAAUUACCGUCUGACAGCAUAUUUAUCCUUCCAAAUAAUAAAUUAAAGGAUAUUUAUCUUUAGUGCGUAGUAUGUAGUUGUUAAUGAGUGACAAACAGGAUAAUAGCAGAGCAACGCCUAAAAAAAUGAUGAUUUCAGUUAGGAAGGGCUGCAGGAUCAUGCUAAUGUUUAUUUUAAAGACUAAACUUUGAUGAGAGGUGAUCUAAGGCAUGAUCUUGCAUCUGCAGGCACAAAAACGGGCCAAACCGCCCCCAUCUUGAUCUUUAGUCUGCAUGUGCUAAUCAGGUCAUCUUCACCGCAUCAGGACAGGAGGUUUAAGUAAUAACGUGGCUCCUAUUCUUUCCUUCGCUGUUGCCCUCCAGACACGCAGCCAAGCGAAAGGUGCACAAGCCAACAAAACACUGUGGCCUAAGUGCUGCACAGGCUGACAUUUCUAACACACACAUCCAUAUACAGACGUGUGUGAUUAUGUACAGGCAUGUAGAGAGAUGCAACUCUUUUGAAGGCUGCAAUCUUUUCUUUUUUAUUUUUAGUUGUGCAUACAAAGAUCUGCCUAAAGAGUCCUGAAAAUUUCAUGGGAUGAGACGCCAAAUGCUCACCACUGUGUCUCAGCAUGAAUGAGAUCAUGCAUUUAUUUUCCUAAAGGUACAAUCUAAAGUUUUGUGCAUGUUAUAGCCUCAUUUUAGUUGUAAUUUUCUUACUGUUGGCGAUUUAGAGUGUGAACAAUGACUUUGUCCUGUUUUUGGUGCUUUUAGAGCUCAAAAUUUGAAACGAAGGGUUCCUAAAACAAUCACACCAACUUGUUUACUUAAUUUGAGCUAUUUACAGUUAAUUGGGUCUUGAUUAUCACAAUAAAAACACAUUUUUGUAAAAAAAAAUAUGUGGUCAAUUAUCCCUGUCUGGGAAUGAACUGGGUCACAUGCACUCUGGAGGCCAUAAAUAUCCAUUAGGGCACUAACAUUCUUGUGUCAUGAGUUCAACCAAGUUUAGGUUUACUUCUCUUUAAAUAAUGAAAGGUAAAAUGAUUACCUAACUGUUGAAAACAGAACUGAUGCUUUUAGGUUUGGUUUAAUUGUUGUUCUGACUCUCUCUGUCCUCCAAGUGAGAUCUUGUAAUUCAUAUAAAUAUGUAAGAUAAAGUCUUCCCAGCUGUGUUUCAACUGGAACAACAAUCCUCCCCUGCAGCUGAGGCUUGGCUGUUCAUCCUCCUGCUGGGAUGGAAGGAUCUCCUUCAUCUUCCUCUGCUGUUAUCUUAAUUGUAGAUGUAGUUUUUUUUUUACUACUCAUUGUUUUCAAGGCUCCAAAUGUUUUCUUUCAAAACAAACGCCUGGCUGCUUUCAGUCACAGUGGACAGACAUCUGCAGCUCAAGCAGUUUUAGACAGAGAGGAAACGACAGCGUUUCUCUCUUCCCACCUGAUUUUGUGAUCAUAUGUUUUGCUUUCUUUGAAUUUAAAGAAAAAGAAUUGAGAAUUUUAUGAGAACAUAAAAUAAAACGAAGCAUUUUUUCUUAUUUUGCUUGAUUUCAGAUAAAAAUCUGAGAAAAGUUUAGUCAGAAAAGAUAAAGAGGAAAAUUUAGGAACAGUAAAAAAAUGGUUUGUGCUAAGGUAGUGGCUCUCUACUCCCCUGUCUGUGUAUGCUGGAAACCCCACCUCCCUCAGAGUUUCUCUUCAGACCCCUCCCUUCUACUUUUCGCUCAGUCUCUGGCUGAGGAAUCCCAGGCAGCGUUUAAUUGCAGAAUGCAAAGACUUGAGUUAGGCUAAUGAGCUCAGCACUGGCGCUCGGACUCCUCCACGCACCCUCUGAAAAAACAGAAUACCACAUGGAGUCCCUUACCCAAAGAGCCUCACAAAGCGGCUGGAUUUCAGGUGGUGGCAAAGGCAGGAAUCCUCAAAUCCAGGUACAGUCGACUAUUUGAGAGAAUCUACCAGAGGCAGAAGACGUAAGAGGUGGAGAAAGAGAGGAGAGCGGGAGAGGGGAGGAGAGGGGAGGAGAGGGGAGGAGAGGGGAGGAGACGGGAAACCCACUGCCAGAGAGCCAGAGCAAAGGGAGAGACUGGACGCCUGCAGCAGCAAAUGAGACAGAACAACGAGGCGGGAGAGGUAGAAAGAGAGACAGAGAGGGAGGGAGGUGGAGAGGGGCCCUGUGUUGGAGAGAGGGCUACAGGGUGAGGAAGAAGGAGAAGAAGGGGGGAGAAAAAGUUAGACAAAGUAAGGGAAAGAGGGUCUGAGGAAAGUACGCAUGUAAGAUUAACAGCUACAGCAGAGAAGAAAAGGGGGAACAACAGACAGGAAGGAAGGGGAGGGAGAAGUCUUGAGUAGAAAGUACCAAAAAGCCAGAGAAAAGUUUUCUUGUGGGAAGACGCAGAUGAGGAAAGCAGCGAGUGGAUGACUGGGCUGGAGAGCACUCGGAGAGGUGGAAACAAGUUGUUUUCUGAGGCGUUUUCUGCACAAGUCUCCAGGCAUCUUUGGAUAUGUACACAGAAGGUUCACAAACAACGGGACACCACCGAUUCCUUCACAACACCCACACCCCCUGCUCCUGCCAGCCCUGCAUCUACCAUGAGCAGCCAAACAAGUACCAGCGAGGGUCCGGAUACCACCCUGCAUCAGCCAGACAGACGGACCACUCAUCUGCAGACUGCUGGAGAGACAUCCAGGCUCCUCGGGUCAAAGACGCAGGAGGCAGGGCUUUCCUAGUGGACCGAGUUGAGAGAAGCGGUCAUCUCAGCCCACAGAGGAGGCCUGUGUUUGCUGGGCCGGGCCUUCACAGCCACUCUGAUGACUUAAACCAAGUCUGCCCCUGGGAAUUGAACCCUGCCCAGUGGAGCGACCUGACGGAGCCUGGGGUGAGAUGCUAUUCAAGCGUGAAAGAACAGUGUGGCUGUGUGAUGCACGGCAACAGGACACACCCCGUACACUCUGGGAUACCACACCCUCUCCCUCAUCUUCAGGUCAAAGGUCAAGGGUACAGGAGGGAAAAGAUUGUCAGGUAUAUCUCGGUAGAUGACGAGGAAGGCUGCAGAUGCACUUUGGACAGCUAUCAUUUAGAGCCACACAUCAACUCUCCACCAGGUUAUUUUCCCAUGACAAAUGGCCACUGUGGUCCGAGGGGUGUGGUCUUUGAGGAAGAGGAGGAAGGAGAUGACUAUCAGGACCAGGGCAAGCUGAAGGGUGGAUCAGAGGAUGAUCUUAAUCACUGCAGUGGGUCUGAUAAAAGCUUCUUCUCAACCGAAGUCCCACAAAAGCACUUGAGUCGAACACGACGAAAAGAAUCCUGCAUUCCUCUGUCCAACAACACCUGUUCGGAAACCUCCAAGUCAACGACCAGCAGCGAGCAUCAGCACCAGGGCUCGAAGGUGACGACGCAGGGGAGGAAGCAGGACACAGUGAGAGAUCAAAUCCGGCAAGUCGUAACGAAUCUGGAGGAAGUGUUGGGGGGUUUGAAGCAAGUUCACGUGGAGAUGAAAGAGGUGGUUGAGCAGAUUGAUCGCCUCACAGCAAAUAUCGACCUCAGCAAGGAGGAGGCGGCAUGCAUCACCAAUGGGUCAACCAAUGACGUUCAUGACUGGAGCUGGAGUCAUCAAGGGGACUUCAGGGUGGCCCCUUUCGUCUAUCACAACCCUGCUUCAUUUAAAGGCUCCCAGCUUGCUGAAGAAGGCUGCAUCAUCCUCAGGACCAACUCUGUCUCCCCGGUCCACAUGGCUUCUGUUGUCAAAACCAGCCGUGUCACCCCAUCCGGUCUCCAUAAUGACGUCAACCACAAGAAACCGAGUGUGAAUGGCCACCCGCCUCAUCUUUGCUCCACAGGAGAGCCGGACCACACCAGUUAUAUUCGUCCACGAACCCUGGACCCAAAAGUCAUCAUAGGGAACAGCACUUCCAGUUCAAGAACUCAAAAACCUCCACCUUACCCCCAAAAUGGCCGGUGUGGGAAGGGCCAAAACCUGCCGCACAAACCUGUGAGAACCCCUGCCUACCCUGUGAGAGGACGCCAGAGUACCAGCAUGGUGUGAAGGAGGUGGGGGGGUGUCGUACCCAGUGACAAGGCCCUGCUGCAGAGAGCAGAGCGGAGAGAGCGACCAGGCAGGGGAGCAACUCACACAGGAGCUGAUGCCACUGAGACGAGCGCUCAGCUGGUGGAAACAGAUCACGGCCUGAAGGUGGGGAUAUUUCCAAAGAGAAAAAACUCCCCCAAGCGUUGACCUGCAGCUGCUUUCUCACAGGAACGCGGACGUGUGAAGAAGAAUUCAAAGCUGGAUACUUUAGUAAUUUAUAAAGAAAUAAUAAACCGCAAACUGUUACUCAGCAACCAACAACCUAAAGACGUAUUUUCAUGCCAAAUUUAUUUAUUUUUUCCUGUUUUCAUCUAAAUUAUAUAUUUGUAGGCAUUUAAAAAAAUCUAAGAUUUUAUCCUAACAGCUGUAAUAUAUUUUUAUAUAAACUGUUUAUAUUCCUUUAUAACAAUGUUGUUCCAAUAAAUAAUUGCAUUAUCAUGAAUGCUGUUGCACUUUCUCACAUACCGGUAAGUCCAGCUGGCUUCUCAGUGAUCCAAUCCAUGAAAUGCUUCAUGGAUUAUUGAAUAACUUGCGUGAAACAGAAUAAAGAAAUCCCACCAGCAUUUCAUCACACUUGAGUCUGGAGCGUUAUUAGAUGCAAGGCUUCCUCAGCUGAUCUGGAGGCAAUGGUGUGUGGUCUCCCUCUGCUGUUGUGUCCAAGGCCAGCCAGACCAGAGUCUGCCUCACUGUUUGUUUAAAUCUUGUCUGAGAAUUUCACCACUUUCUUCUCAUCAACAUCUGCAGCUGUCGGAGCCAAAAUCACUAUUUUUUUUUGUUGUUGCAAAGAAUCCCUUCCUUCCUUUUUGAAAUGAGUCUAAUAGACACAAUCUCUCUGCAGUUGAGAUUUGUGGUUAACUGUGUGAAAGAUGUUACAGCUGGUUGAUGAACAAGCAAAUGCAUUAUAUUGUUACCAGGUUGAGUAAAGAAAAAAAUGACUUUUAAAACAUAGAAAACUGAAUUGAUCUGCAGAAUAUUUUAUUUCAUAAAUCCCUAAUAGAAAUAGAAAUAAAGUGCUCAUCAGUUACAUUUGUUUUAUGUGCAUAACUAUUACAAUUAUUUUUGUGCACUUCAUCUUGUUUAAAGCUUCAAAGCUUUAUGAUCAUAUGUCAGAUAAUAUAUUAGAAAUUCAAACCAAGAUCAACACUUGUAAACAUUUCUUUCAUUAAAAAAGGAAAGAAAAGAACAAGCGCAUGGAUAUUUUCAUUGCUAGAUGAAUCAGUGAUUCUUCAGUUUGAUUUUUCUUUGCGUUUUAGGCUCCAGAUGGGAAAAUUUCUCAAAGAUAAACAACUCUAGCAGUCUUUGUCUGAGAUGUGGCCAUAACAGUUAGGUGCUAAUUGGGUCAAGAGGCCUAAGAAAACAUGGAGGCAAGUAGAGAAAGAGACAUUUGCAAAUUUCACAUGAUGAAUUAGGCGAUGAAAUCAUCUGAUGGCAGCACUUUGUGGGUUAGCAUGUAUUAUGUGAUGAAAACAGAAGUUGCAGGUGGUCACUAUAUCUGUGGAUCUCUUCCAUUUCAGUCUGGUUCUUUUCUGAUGGUGAUAAAGAAAGAGUUUUCAAGACAAACCUACUGUUCAUGUUUGUGUCACAAUUUGAAAUAAAGAUGCAUGAAGUUUC
Nothobranchius furzeri (turquoise killifish) is the source of this 8425-nucleotide messenger RNA. RefSeq lists its product as uncharacterized. NCBI's taxonomy places the organism in Eukaryota, Metazoa, Chordata, Actinopteri, Cyprinodontiformes, Nothobranchiidae. Gene Ontology annotation, biological process: positive regulation of cell size; positive regulation of translation. The record is from RefSeq and is a predicted model, not a curated record.